Molecule: messenger RNA, 1158 nt
Organism: Eurypyga helias (sunbittern)
Lineage: Eukaryota; Metazoa; Chordata; Aves; Eurypygiformes; Eurypygidae
Product: cyclin-dependent kinase 6-like
Exons: 4
Biological process (GO): protein phosphorylation; intracellular signal transduction
Cellular component (GO): cytoplasm; nucleus
Molecular function (GO): MAP kinase activity; ATP binding
Source: RefSeq, a predicted model, not a curated record
GUCGUUACUUUGUGGUAUAGAGCUCCUGAAGUUUUGCUUCAGUCCAGCUACGCAACACCAGUUGAUCUUUGGAGUGUCGGCUGCAUAUUUGCAGAAAUGUUCCGUCGAAAACCACUCUUCCGUGGAAAUUCAGAUGUUGAUCAGCUAGGAAAAAUCUUUGAUGUAAUUGGACUCCCAGAAGAAGAGGACUGGCCUAAUGACGUUGCCCUUCCAAGAAAUGCUUUCACUUCCAGACCUGCACAACCUAUUGAAAAAUUUGUACCAGAUAUUGAUGACCUGGGCAAAGACUUGCUUCUUAAAUGCUUAGCGUUCAAUCCAGCCAAGAGAAUAUCUGCCUAUGUUGCCCUCUCUCACCCAUAUUUCCAUGAUCUGGAGAAAUGCAAGGAGAAUCUGGACUCUCACAUGUCAUCCAGCCAAAACUCCAGUGAGGUGAAUGCAUCAUAAUGCUGACUGAAGAUGAACCAUAAAUGAACAAGACGUGUAGCUGACAUGGCCACUGUCCCAUACAAACCACAUAGCUGUUCUAGUGAAGAUCAUUAUUUGGAGGUUUUAUGCACUUAUCUUUUAUUUUGGGAUUGUGAUGUGCUUAUCCAAGGAAAUCAAUCUAGUUUACUUUCAUCAGAGCAACACAAGGGCCAGGGCUUUGACCUACUCCCAUUGCAGCUUUAUGUUUUGUUUUUGUUUUGUUUAUCUACCUGGGAAAACUCCAGACGAAGAGAAGCUGCUGAUCGGUUUUGCUGCCAUUUUAUCCUUCUAAUAUUGAACGCUGCCAGUGUGGAGUAAGAUGAUCAAGUCACUGCCAAAACAUGAUGCAAUCUCACUCUCUUUAGCUGCUGAAGCAUGAUUUGGUACUUUUUUUUUUAAUUAUUAUUAUUAUUAUAUGAUCUUUUACAGUGAUAUUUAAAGAAUGGCAUUGAAAUAUCAGAUCUCUGCGACCUGCGGUUAACUGAUACGUGCAUUAAUACAUCCAGCUACUGUUCAUUCAUUGCGUAUGUGCAGGUGCUUCCCCACUUGAAAACUUGGAUGGAUUAUUUUAUCAUUUCAUUGCUCUAUAAAAAUAACAGUGAUGAUUGUGAUCAUAAUAAAUGUCUCAACUUUUAGGUUUUUUCAUACACAAACGAGUUACUAUCUAGCUACGUUUGUGUGCAUGUUACAAAA